Molecule: messenger RNA, 1014 nt
Organism: Rhopalosiphum padi (bird cherry-oat aphid)
Lineage: Eukaryota; Metazoa; Arthropoda; Insecta; Hemiptera; Aphididae
Exons: 20
Coding region: 74-985 (303 amino acids)
Source: RefSeq, a predicted model, not a curated record
UUUGUAAAAAUAUUUUUACUCGAACAUUUGCUUGUAAGAAUUCAAAGCAUACAUUAAUUAUUUAACUAAAAAAAUGAAUUUUAUUCCAUUAAUUAAUGUUUUAAAUAUUUCUAUCAUUUUGAUAAUGAUAAUUGCCUUUGCAAAGGCAGCCAAUUCGAAAAAAAAUAAUGUUAUAUUAUUUCAACUUGUCGAUCACGAAACAGAUAAAGAUUAUAAUGCUUAUGUUGAUAAACAAUUGAAUAAAAAUGAAAAAAAACUGAACCUUUAUGAAUAUCAUAGAACAGUGUACAAUGUGAAAGCCGUGCGAGUUCCAUCGUCAAGUGUCAAAUCAUUUGAAAUGUAUAAAAAUGAUUUUUAUGAUUAUUGUGAAAAUACUUAUAAAGAUCCGGAGAUGGCAUCUCAAGAAUAUAAUUUAAAAGUUCUUGAGGAUACACUCAACUUUUUUUUCACAUGCUUAAUUCCAGAACGUUUAAAUGAAAUAAAAGACAUUUUGUUGGACGAAAAAAAUGAAAUAGGGUAUAAAUCAGUGAUUAGUACAGUAUUGCUGAAAAGUAAGACAACCCAAACCCGCGAAGAAAUUAUUCGACAAAUAAGUAAAAAACUAAAUGAUGUAACACGAGAAAAAUUGUUAUACACGUGUAUUUUGCAAUUUAAAAAUGGAGUGACUGAAAUGAAUACAACAAUUGGAUUAUAUACAGAAGAAUAUAUUUCAAGUAUAAGAAAAGAUAAAUUCCAUACAACAAAAAUUAGUGAUGAUGAUAUAAAAUUUUUGAAACGAAAAGAAAUUUCUAUGGAUAUAAAAAGUGUUGAAUUAAGUACUGCACUUAAACGGCAAAUACUAGAAGAUGAAGAGCUAGAAUUCUUAAAACAUUUAGCUAGUCUAGCAGAAAAAAAUCAAUUUUUGAAUCUUGUAAAUGAAGCCCGUCAUUUUUACCAACGUAAAUAUCGCCAUACAUGUAUACUGAAUGAUUUUAUUUAUCUGUGAACACUUAUAAUAUACCUAUAUAAAAGUAU